This is a messenger RNA of Fukomys damarensis (Damara mole-rat), 2051 nucleotides long. It is a transcript of the gene Msx2, whose product is annotated as msh homeobox 2. Gene Ontology annotation, cellular component: nucleus. The transcript is spliced from 2 exons. Lineage: Eukaryota; Metazoa; Chordata; Mammalia; Rodentia; Bathyergidae. Gene Ontology annotation, molecular function: RNA polymerase II transcription regulatory region sequence-specific DNA binding; DNA-binding transcription factor activity, RNA polymerase II-specific. Bases 84 to 890 code for a protein of 268 amino acids. The record is from RefSeq and is a predicted model, not a curated record. Gene Ontology annotation, biological process: regulation of transcription by RNA polymerase II; embryonic morphogenesis.
GUCUCCCCCCCAAAAAGUUUGAGUCGCUGCUGCAGGGCUGCCAGCGGAGUCGCUCGCCUGGAGCUACGUAGGGCAGAGAAGUCAUGGCUUCUCCGUCCAAAGGCAAUGACCUGUUUUCGUCCGAUGAGGAGGGCCCGGCGAUGGUGGCUGGGCCCGGCCCUGGGCCUGGGGGCGCCGAGGGGGGCUCCGAGGAGCGCCGCGUCAAGGUCUCCAGCCUGCCCUUCAGCGUAGAGGCGCUCAUGUCCGACAAGAAGCCUCCCAAGGAGUCGUCUCCGCUGCCGGCCGAAAGCGCCUCGGCCGGGGCCAGCCUGCGGCCGCUGCUGCUACCAGGACACGGCGCCCGGGAGCCUCACAGUCCCGGGCCUCUGGUCAAGCCCUUCGAGACAGCCUCGGUCAAGUCGGAAAAUUCCGAAGACGGAGCGGCGUGGAUGCAGGAACCCGGCAGAUACUCGCCGCCGCCAAGACAUAUGAGCCCCACCGCCUGCACCCUGAGGAAGCACAAGACCAAUCGGAAGCCACGCACACCUUUCACCACAUCCCAGCUCCUAGCCCUGGAGCGCAAGUUCCGCCAGAAACAGUACCUCUCCAUCGCAGAGCGGGCAGAGUUCUCCAGUUCUCUGAACCUCACAGAGACCCAGGUCAAAAUCUGGUUCCAAAACCGAAGGGCCAAGGCGAAAAGACUGCAGGAAGCAGAACUGGAAAAGCUGAAAAUGGCUGCAAAACCUAUGCUGCCCUCUGGCUUCAGUCUCCCUUUCCCCAUCAACUCCCCGCUACAGGCAGCAUCUAUAUAUGGAGCAGCAUCUUACCCUUUCCAUAGACCUGUGCUUCCUAUCCCGCCUGUCGGACUCUAUGCCACACCAGUCGGAUAUGGCAUGUACCAUCUAUCCUAAGGAAGGCCAGGUGGACAGACUCCAUGAUGGAUGUUUGUUUCAGAGGGUUCCCUUUCUCUCCGCGGAGUCUACACUGACCCAGUCCUCCUGCAAUCCUUGCUUGCACCACUCAGCAGCGUGAGCAGCGAGGCCUGUGGGCCACAAGACCUAGUUCAAAGUUUGUUCUUUAGGUGGUUGACACCAAGUCCUGUUUUCUUGGAGUAAUCUUCCAAAUGCCCCCUUCUUUCAUAGAUUGGCUCUGGCAGUUUUUAUGUAUAAAUAUAUAUAUAUAUAUAUAAUAAAAUAUAAGACAUUUUUAUACAGCAGACAUAAAAACUCAAUUAUUUUGAAAGGCAAAAUUUAUACGCAUAUAUGCAUUUUUCUAUAGAUCAUCUUCUGAAGAGUGACAAGGUUACGGUGUAAGUCCAUUUGUUGUAUUUUCUUAAAGGGGGAGACAAAAUAUUUAUGAAAAUUGAUUUUGAUAGGAUGAUUGACUUUUGCUUAUGGAAAACAAAUAUUAGAAUUAGACACAGUGCACAUAGAAAGUAGAUAUGGAGAAAUUCUUCAAGUGAAAGGGCUGUAAAACAUGUUAGCAUUUUACAUACAUCAGAAAAAUCUCAUUAGAUACUACUAUAUUUGGCACUAAUUUUCCUCCCUCUCUCUACAUAGUCAACAUUUUAAGUUUUUAAAAAAGAUCAGUUAGAGGGAGAUGAAAUAAUUCUAAGAAUACCUCCAGUGGGUAGAAGAUAGAAAUACUUCCUAAUUUCUGUCAGGGCUAUUCAUUGGAGAGUAAAAAGUUAAAUUACAGCAGGAGGAAUUGGUGACUUCUGUGAAACACUAGGUGUGUUGAUCCUCACACGUUGCAAAGGUGAUUUUUUUGGGGGGUAUAGUAAUUUUCUGCUUAAAAAUUAGUAUCUUGUAACCAUUUGCCUAUAUGCUGAAUAUUCCCAAACAAGAGAACCAGGAAAGGGGAAAAAAAAUCAUACUUUCUGUGUGUGUGUGUGUGUGUGUGUGUGUGUGUGUGUCUAUUGUAUGUGCUAAACUUAUCAGGAAAAUUGAUGUACUUUUUAACAUGUUGGGGGAUGAGGGUAAAACCAUCUUUUGAAUUGCUAAAAAUUGGUGUUGUCAAACAGCCCAUUUGGCUUCCAGGUAUUUUACCUUCCUAUCUUGCCUCUCUCUCCC